AUGGCAAGUGAAACCCAUCACAAGAAAAAUGUGUUGUUCGUCAUAGCACAUCCUGAUGAUGAGUCAAUGUUCUUUUCUCCAACGAUAAACUACUUAACUGCCAAUGCCUACAACAUUCACAUCCUAUGCUUGUCCACUGGUAACGCUGAUGGAAUGGGAAGCAUAAGGAAAGAAGAGCUGCAUCAGGCUUGUGCAGUGCUCAGGGUUCCUCUUCAACAGUUAAAGAUGGUGGACCAUCCAAAUUUACAGGAUGGCUUUGCGCAAGUAUGGAGCCAUGAUUUGUUAACAGAAAUCAUCGGUAAAGAAGUCAAUAAUCACGAUAUUCACACGAUUAUAACAUUCGAUAACUACGGUGUUUCUGGUCAUUGUAAUCACCGUGAUGUGCACCGUGGAGUAGUAACGUUCUUGCAGAGUAAUUCAGAAAGAAAUAUCAAAGCUUGGGAACUUGUAAGCCUUAACAUCUUUCGCAAGUAGUGUGGACCUAUCGACAUUUGGCUGUCAAUCUUGUCAGCCAAACUACAUGGGAGUAAGGUAAUCGUGACAAACGAGCAGCCUUUGAAAAGCUUUGAAGCAAUGGCACAACAUUUAAGCCAGUGGGUUUGGUUUAGAAAGCUUUUCGUUUCCUUCUCAAGUUAUACAUACACGAAUACACUUCAGAAAAUCAACCCUUGAGAGUCAGAUCUUUGAGAGGGGCACCUUGCUUGCGGACA
Molecule: messenger RNA, 710 nt
Organism: Raphanus sativus (radish)
Lineage: Eukaryota; Viridiplantae; Streptophyta; Magnoliopsida; Brassicales; Brassicaceae
Product: probable N-acetylglucosaminyl-phosphatidylinositol de-N-acetylase
Exons: 10
Biological process (GO): GPI anchor biosynthetic process
Cellular component (GO): endoplasmic reticulum
Molecular function (GO): N-acetylglucosaminylphosphatidylinositol deacetylase activity
Source: RefSeq, a predicted model, not a curated record